This is a messenger RNA of Pyricularia grisea, 1398 nucleotides long. RefSeq lists its product as uncharacterized. The transcript has 2 exons. Lineage: Eukaryota; Fungi; Ascomycota; Sordariomycetes; Magnaporthales; Pyriculariaceae. Bases 1 to 1398 code for a protein of 465 amino acids. The record is from RefSeq and is a predicted model, not a curated record.
AUGCCUUCUCUCUUGAGCACAGCAUCUUUGGCCUUCGCGCUGGCCGCGUCGGUCGUUAACGCCCACAUGGAGAUGAGCUUCCCUGCUCCUCUCAGGUCCAAGUACAACCCCGCAGCCACAGUUAAAGACUCAGACAUGGUCUCGCCUCUGUCUUCCUCGGGUUCCAACUACCCUUGCAAGGGAUACCUGUCAGACCUGGGCACACCCGGCGGCAAGCCUUCUGCGACCUUUUCCCCGGGUCAGAAGUCAAACAUGACCAUCAUGGGAGGAGCAGCCCACAAUGGCGGCUCGUGCCAGGCGUCCCUCUCGUACGACAAGGGCAAGACUUUCAAGGUCAUCCAGUCGUGGAUCGGAGAGUGCCCCAUCAGCGGCGGCUCUAGCUUCGACUUCACCAUCCCUUCUGACGCCCCUUCCGGUGACGCCGUCUUUGCCUGGACCUGGAACAACAAGGUCGGCAACCCGGAACUCUACAUGAACUGCGCUGUCGUCACCAUCGGAGGUGCUCCUAAGAACCGCAUCCGCGGCAUGCAGCCAGAGCCACGUGCCGCUGUUGCCUUCGCGCAGCGUCCGGCCCCCUUCCUCUCAAAUAUUGGCAACGGCUGCAAGACUGAGAACAUGGUUGUCGACUACCCCAAUCCCGGCCCCGACGUUAUCCGCAAGGGCACGGCUACCAAGCCUACUUGUGAUGGUGGCGCUGGCCAGGGUGCUGCUGACGGCGGCGAUGGUGGUGCAGCCCCUUCCGCGACUUCUUCGGCGAACCCUGGUAUCCCCGCUGAAACUACUUCCGCCAACCCCGGAAUCCCAACUCCCGCUCCUUCUUCAGCUAGGUUAGUAUCUCCCUCCACCCUCGUCACCUCUCUCAUCCUGCCCUCUACUGCCCCAGCAUCCGAGGCUGCCCCUUCCACUUCCCGCGUGGAGUUCAUCCCUCCCGUUAUUCCCAUAACUAACAAGAAAACCAGCGCCACUCCCACUCCCAGCGCUGACCCCACCGGCUCUCUCCCGGGUGGCGUCUUCAUCACCGCCACUAAGCCCGGCGACGCCGCCCCGACCGCUCCGGCUGGUGGUGCUAACGGUACCGCUCCUACCAGCACUACUGGUGCUCAACCCGGUGGCGCGGCACCCACUGGCUCCGUUCCCCCAUCCAGCGGAGGCGGCAGCGGCAGCGGUACUCCCGUAUCGGGCCAGCAGACCGGCGCUUGCACUGACGAGGGCGCAUACUAUUGCCUGGCGGGCACCAGCUUUCAGCGCUGCGCCUCGGGAAGCUGGUCCUCGCCCAUUCCCAUGGCCGCGGGCACCUCUUGCACUCCUGGCCAGUCGGCGACCCUCUUUGCUCGGUCCAACAACAAGGUCCGCCGCAGCGGUGCGCGCAAGUUCAACUCUGCCUGGGCUCAAGCUUAG